Molecule: messenger RNA, 5036 nt
Organism: Mauremys mutica (yellowpond turtle)
Lineage: Eukaryota; Metazoa; Chordata; Testudines; Geoemydidae
Product: maestro heat-like repeat-containing protein family member 1
Exons: 24
Coding region: 323-3373 (1016 amino acids)
Cellular component (GO): cytoplasm
Source: RefSeq, a predicted model, not a curated record
AGCUGAUGAGCAUGUUCCAGGCCGGCUCGGGCCGAUUCUGGAAUAACUACACGACGGAAAUGCUCCUCUACGUGGAAGAUGACAAGACCUGCUUCUGCCAGAGGGAGUGGGAGCAGCAGCUGCUGCAGGUAAGGGUCAGAGAAAUGGAGGGCUGGAAAGGAACUCAAGAGGUCAUCUAGUCCAGCCCCGCCAUGCUGAGGCAGGAUUAAGAGGCCUCUCAGCACCACUGCAUUGGGGGACAGAGGAAGCGGCUGAGUCCAGCAGAUACAAUUGGAGAAGCACCAGGGGCAGCUCACAAGGAUUCACAAGCAUUACGAGAGACAUGGGGGGUGACAGUGCACGCUCCCUCUUCCCCUCCCCUCCCAGCUGUGGUGGGUUCCUGGCUGGAGCUAUUGAGAGGACCAGUUUCUUGGCCCCUCUCGCUUCUAACUGGCUCUUCUUUCCCUGGCAGUUCCUGGAAGACCUUCUCUUCCUCAUCUCGGACCAUACCUGGCUGGGCUGUUUCAUCACCAGUAUCAGGCGCCAGCUGGCCCACAGCGAUAAGCGGCCCAGUGACAAGAGCUUUCUCUACAAGUGCUGGGGCACCGGGCUGAUGUUAUCUCCAGCAGAGAGCAUCAAGCCCCAGCUAUGGCGCCUGGUGGAGCUGGUCAAUUUCAGAGAAGAAGAGGAAAGGGAGGGAUUCGCCCGAGCGCUUGGGCUGUGUGCCAGGCAACAUCUCUAUGAGAUUUUUGCUAUCCUGGAGCACUGGGAAGAGGUCGUCAGCAGGGUGCAGCUCCAGCCUUCUGCUGCUGGCUCUCUGGAGGAGCCAGCUUCCAUCGAGCAGCUGAGAAGCCUCCUGCUCCUCACCUAUGGGCACGUGGUCCACUCAGGCCCCACAGACCUCAUCCUAGAGACCAUAGGAUACAAGAUCCUGUCUCCCAUGCAGAAACACUAUUUUCUGAGCCCACAUGACCCGCUGGUGAGGUCUGCGUUUGUGAGAAGCCUCGUGCUGGUGGGCGAAGCUGUCACCCAAGUGAGCAGGAUUCCCUUGGUGAGCCAGGACACAUACACCGUGCUGUCCCCCCUGCUGGAGAUCCUCAGAGGCAAGGACCGGGCCCGGCUGCAGAGCCCCAACCACAAGUGUGCCCUGCUGGCCAUCUCAUACAUAGGGAAAUUCCAGCCUCACCUGUCUAAGGAACAGGUGGCUGAGACCAUCAGCACUUGUGUCACCAGCUACAUGAUUCAGCGUCCAGCCCUAGUGAAGCUGAGAGGGACUCAGGUGGCAGAAAGCUCCGCUAUCCGGGCAGAGUCUCUCCAAGAACUGCCCUGGGAGGGCCUGGACCAUGUGCUGCAGACAUUCCUGGAACAGCACCUGACCCCCACCACGCUACUGCAUCUGUUUCUGCACUUGCAGCCAUGGAUCUGCUCCCCCCGGGCCCAGGAGAGGAGCCGAGCUGUGAAAGCCAGCGCCCGGCUCCUCAUGUUCUAUCGAUUCAAGGCCAUGACCGAGGACCUGAAACCCAUGGUGGAGCAGGGCUACAUGGCCGGGCUGCUGACAAGCCAGGCCUUCGAUGCUCAGAAGACCACCCGAUACUGGGCAUUUCAGGCUCUCUACUGGCUCUUCACGCCUUGCACAGCCGUCGUGUACAGCAAGACAGGGGCGUUGUUGACUGUGCUGAGCAAGACGCAGCAGGAUGCCAGCUGCAGAGAGAGCCCUGCCCAUGUUGCUAUGCUCAUCGCGGAACACCUGCAGUCCCGUGACCUCAUGCCCUUCAGCUUCACCCUGCUGGUGGGCCUGCUGGAGAAGGGGGAGUGUGCUGAGCAGCUGGCGGGCGUCAUGGAGGCGGUGCUGAGACAGCAAAAAUCAGAGCUACAGGGCCAAGUGCAGGAUCUCCAAGCCGCUCUUUCCUACACACUGAGCCCACCCCGGGGAGAGCGGCUGAGUGAUGGGACAAGAGACAUCCUCCACCUACUGGCCAGGCAGCACACCAAGACCGCAGUCAACAUCCUCCUGAAGAUGCCCUGGCCUUACAAACACCACAUCAAGGCCAUCUGGAGGUUCCUGGGUGCAGACCCCAUGCUGACCAGGGAGGUACUCCACAUCCUGCUGGACGACAGCCCGGAGAAGGGCUGGGCUAACCCUGGACAGACCCAGGACAGGAGCUGCCCCCAGCCAGACCGGCUGCCCCCGGCGACCACAUACGGCCUGUGGGAGCUGAUCGGGGCCUUGGGGCAAGGGGACACCCUGGAGGGACACGAGGACGACCUGUUCGCCUCUUGCUUCCUCGCCAUCGCCAGCCCCCCGGCACAACACCUCUUAGGAGUCCAGCAGGACUGGCCCAGUGACACCAGUCCACGCAGCAUGGCCGUGCAGGCCCUGGCGCGGGUGCUGCGCCUCAGGGGCAGUCAGCCAGCUGUGGAACUAAUGGACCAGGAGCAAGGCUGGCAGCUGCUGGAAGAGGCCCAGCCCGAGGGGUUCACUCUCCUUAGCAGAGCCAUAGUGAGCCACCCAAACCUGGCCCUGAAGAGCAUCCCACAGCUUCUCCUUCCCAGCCUGCAGGCCAGCCAGGAGGGUGAACGCAUGGCCUGCACUGCCCUGUUCGCAGAGUUCCUCGGCAGCCCCCUGCUGAUGGAGAAUGAGCCCAAGGCCAUGCGGAAGCAGGUGCUGAAGGCCAUGCUGCAGCAGACGCAGGACAGCAACAUCCACAUUCGUGGCAGAGCCCUGCAUGGCCUCAGGAACGCAGUGACCGCGUUCCCGGACAAGGUCAGGAAGAAGCAAGAACAGAUUCUGGCGAGCUUUGUCCACGGCGUAUGCCAAUCCUGCGACCCCUGCGCCAUUCUGGACGCGACGGAAGGGCUCUGCUGGAUGCUGCGGGACCCCAAGGCGCCUCUGAAGGCGCAUGUUGCCGUUCCGCUGGCCAUGCAGGCGAGAACAUUCUUUGAGGAUGAGAACAACAGCCUGAGGCGGGCCUCCAUCGAGCUCUUUGGCCAGCUCAGCAAGUUUGUUUCCAAGAGGUCAUCCCGCUUCGGGGCUGAGGUGGAGAAGAGCAUGGGGACACUGCUGAUCCACCUACAAGACGGGGACCCCCAGGUGGCCCAGGCGUGCAGGGUGGCAUUGCUGCACUGCGCACCCUUCCUGAGCUACCAGCCCCUGCGCACGCUCGUGCGGAGCCAGCUGGCCGAGGGAGCGGCCCCCGUCAUCCCCACCUUCCUGAGCGAAGCCUGCAGGACCCUGCUCCAGGACUGCCCAGGGAGGCUGAGCAAGAAGGCUGCCCUGAGAGCAGCAGCUGCCCAACAGCUGAUCGCAGCUGGGAUGACCUCCCAACUCCAGGGGAAGAAGUGGCUAAUUAUUGUCUCUCCACCACCACAAAAUGUUGCAACUGCUACAAAAUAAAGGGAGUUUCACACCUCUGAACAGGGACUGGGAAUUGCUUACAAAUUAGUGUCUGGAAUCCAGAGGCGAUACCCUAGCAGAUAAAUUAAAGGGUAAGUCAAACACAUUGGUCAUUUGUGAGUGUCCUAAACAGAGAUCAAACUUUCAGGUUUACUAUCUUCUCCCACCACCUCUAAUUCUGUUUUUAUUAAAGGAGUGAUUUCCUCAGAUGCAUCUUCCUCCCUUCCCUCUGGAGAGUGUUUGUCAAAAUCUCAUUGUGUAUGAUCAAGAAGGAAGAAGAAUCUGUACACAAUGAUUAGCCCUGAUAUUUUAAUGGAAAUACUGCACUACAGUCAAGUUUACAACAUUUGUAUAGAAAUCAUCACAUGGAUAGGUGGCCAAGGAUCACAUUACAGAAUUCAAAAAGCAAUUUAAAAGUAAAAAGAAAUCUUUGCUAUUGCACAGGCUGGGAUCAGAGCUUGGAGCUCAGAAGUCAGACAUCGGGAGGAAUGAAAGCUGUAGGUGAAAACCCUGCUGCAGGAGGAGAUCUCCUUGUUUUAUUGGGGUUUUUUCCUGGGUACCUUGAACAACAGGAAUCCCGCCAUGUUAACCCCAUUCCGCUUAAACAACAUGCAGGCACAGAUUCUUGGACAGAACACCCACAAAGCAGCAGCAGCUGUUACUUCCAAGCUGGUAAAGUCUAAAUUAUCCAGACUUCCACUUCCAGAUCAGCUUUAACAUACAUUGAAAAGAAACACCUGAGGGUUGGGUGAGGCGCAGGGGAGUGUCAGUAAAACCUUUGAAAUGGAAGAGGACACAAUAAAACCCCCUUCCUGGAACAGAGUUCAGAAGAGGACUUGGAAAAGCAGCAAAGCUGCAUUCACAGCUCUCCAGCUGAGACAACGGAAGCUGUUCGGGCACAACUGGCAGCAUUGUUUUGUGCAAGGAAAAGAUGCCUCCUUUGAGGAGGAGAGACAGUGCAGUUGGGUCUGUCGUGGCUUACGAGGUCCAUGCCAACUUGUCUGAAAACCAAAAUCUUCCAAUGCUUAAAUAUAUGCCAGAACUAAACUUCUAUGCUUAAAAAUAUAUAUAUAUAUCCCUUUGUGGAUUUCACUAGUGAAAUGCGUCACACAGCCUACCCGCCUUGCCCCCCACACACACACACACUAAUGAAAUACUGGUUUGGUACUUAGGAUGUUUUCUCCAAUACUGAGAGGGAAAAUACAUAAGCACAAUCAACCCCAGCUAGGUAGCUCAGCAACACUUCCCAAAAGCGAAGGUUCUCUGAGCUGGAAGACCAGGUGGAUAAAAAUUACCCACCCAAAAAAAUAAUUAAAAAAAUUAAAAGUUAUAUAAUAUAUAUUUAUAUAUCUUAACAGGCUGCUUAGAACAUGGUCAUGUUCACCACAAAACACACACAUUGCUUCCGCCUUCUCCCCUCAGAUUGUGAAGCCAAUAAUAAAAUGGUCAAAUGUCCCCUCUCCGCACUGCAAACUGCAUGCUGCAUGGUGCCUUUCAGAACAGGAACAGGGCCGUGGGUGAGCGAGUGUCUUCCUCAAUAAGAACCAAGACGUAUUUUUAUUUACAAAAAAGAGAAAAGUUUCCCCACAAAAACACUACAAUGAUAACUCCCUUUGGUAAAAAGUGUAAUAAAUGGCUCCAUAGGUCUGUUUGUAGGUACUAA